UAAUUAAUUUUCUCAUCAAAGUUCCUCUAAGCUCUUUUUGUUCUUCUUCAUCACAUCAUGUCUGAAGAGCAAAUAAUUUCAGAAUUUCAAGAAGCCUUUUGUCUACUUGACAAAGAUGGUGAUGGAUGUAUAACGAUCGAAGAGUUAGCGACAGCUAUUCGAUCAUUACAUCACAACCCUACUGAAGAAGAAUUGCAAAUAAUGAUGAAUGAAGUUGACGUUAAUGGCAAUGGAUAUAUUGAAUUUGGGGAGUUCUUCAAUCUCAUGGCAAAAAAGAUGAAGGAAAAUGAAGCAGAAGAAGAACUAAGAGAAGCUUUCAAAGUAUUUGAUAUGGAUGAUGAUGGGAAAAUAUCACCUAAUGAGCUGAAGAAUGUAAUGAUCCACAUGGUAGAGAAAUUAACAGAUGAAGAAAUAGAGCAAAUGGUGUAUGAAGCUGAUUUGGAUGGAGAUGGACUUAUUGACUAUGAAGAAUUUGUUAAAAUGAUGCUUCUUAUCUGA
Cucumis melo (muskmelon) is the source of this 498-nucleotide messenger RNA. RefSeq names its product calmodulin-like protein 8. The record is from RefSeq and is a predicted model, not a curated record. Bases 58 to 498 code for a protein of 146 amino acids. Lineage: Eukaryota; Viridiplantae; Streptophyta; Magnoliopsida; Cucurbitales; Cucurbitaceae. Gene Ontology annotation, molecular function: calcium ion binding; enzyme regulator activity. The transcript is spliced from 4 exons.